GUUGCUGCUCUGCGGAAAGAGCCUCCUAUGAAUUUAACUCGCCGGCUGUGACACACAGAUUUGACCCGACCCACAGAGGACGAUGUCUGCAACUGUGAAAAAUCCUUUUCAACACAUAGUUGAGCCUCUGGACCCCAACAACCCAGAUCAAAAGUUUUACAAUCUUUCCAAACUUGGAGAUCCCCGAUAUGACCGCCUGCCAUUCUCAAUCCGGGUCCUCCUGGAGUCUGCGGUCAGGAACUGUGAUGAGUUUCUGGUCAAGAGCGCGGAUGUGGAAAGCAUCCUCAACUGGAAGCAGACCCAGACUCAAGCCGUGGAGGUGCCCUUCAGACCGGCUCGCGUCAUCCUACAGGACUUCACUGGUGUCCCAGUCGUGGUGGACUUGGCCGCCAUGCGCGACGCGGUGAUGAAACUCGGCGGUGACCCGGAGAAGGUUAAUCCCGUUUGCCCCGCCGACCUCGUCAUCGAUCAUUCCAUCCAGGUGGACUUCAACAGGAAGUCUGACAGCGUUCACAAAAACCAGGACUUGGAGUUCGACCGCAACAAAGAACGAUUUCAGUUCUUAAAGUGGGGCUCCAAGGCCUUCAGGAACAUGCGCAUCAUCCCUCCUGGUUCAGGGAUAGUUCACCAGGUCAACCUGGAGUACCUGGCCAGAGUGGUGUUCAACCAGGACGGCUUCUUCUACCCAGACAGCCUGGUGGGCACCGACUCCCACACCACCAUGAUCGAUGGACUGGGAGUGCUGGGCUGGGGUGUGGGCGGGAUCGAGGCGGAGGCUGUGAUGCUGGGUCAGCCAAUCAGCAUGGUGCUGCCUGAGGUGGUGGGAUACAAGCUAUCCGGGACCCCACACAAGUUCAUCACCUCCACAGAUAUUGUCCUCACAGUGACUAAGCACCUCCGUGAGGUGGGUGUGGUGGGGAAGUUCGUGGAGUUCUUCGGCCCCAGCGUCGCUCAGCUGUCGAUCGCCGACAGAGCCACCAUCGCCAACAUGUGUCCGGAGUACGGCGCCACGGCGGCCUUCUUUCCCGUGGAUGACGUCAGCAUCCAGUACCUGCAGCAGACCGGGCGAGAUGCAGAGAAGCAGGCGUACAUCACAAAGUACCUGAAGGCGGUGGCCAUGUUCAGAGACUACAACAAUGUCUCCCAGGAUCCAGACUUCACUCAGGUGGUGGGUUUGGAUCUGACCACCGUGGUGCCGUGCUGCAGUGGCCCCAAAAGACCUCAGGACAGAAUCGCUGUGUCCGACAUGAAGACUGACUUCGAAGCCUGCCUGGCAGCAAAGCAAGGCUUCAAGGGCUUCCAGAUGGCUCCGGAGCGUCACAACGCCGCGGUCCCCUUCCAGUUCAACGGGAUAGAGUAUUCACUGAGCCACGGCUCCGUGGUCAUCGCCGCCAUCACCAGCUGCACCAACACCAGCAACCCGUCUGUCAUGCUGGGAGCAGGGCUCCUGGCAAAGAAAGCCAUCGAGUGUGGUCUGAGCGUGAAGCCGUACAUAAAGACCAGCCUGUCGCCGGGCAGUGGAGUGGUCACCUCCUACCUGAAGGAGAGCGGCGUGAUGGACUACCUCUCUCAGCUAGGCUUCGAGGUGGUGGGCUACGGCUGCAUGACCUGCAUAGGGAACAGUGGGCCGCUGCCAGAGCCGGUAGUGGAGGCCGUGACUCAGGGAGAUCUGGUUGCAGCAGGGAUCCUCUCAGGAAACAGGAACUUUGAAGGGCGAGUGCACCCCAACACCAGAGCCAACUACCUGGCCUCCCCUCCGCUCGUCAUCGCCUACGCCAUCGCCGGCACCGUGAGGAUCGACUUUGAGACCGAGCCUAUCGCCGUUAAUUCUGAAGGCAAAGAGAUCUUCCUGAGAGACAUCUGGCCCACACGGGAUGAGAUCCAGGCCGUGGAGAGGACGUUCGUCAUCCCAUCCAUGUUCAAAGAGGUCUACGAGAAGAUUGAGAAAGUCAAUGAACGCUGGAACGCUCUGGUUGCUCCCACUGACAAGCUGUACGCCUGGGACCCCAAGUCCACCUACAUCAAGUCCCCACCCUUCUUUGAUGGUUUGACCAUGGAGCUGCAGCCUCCCAAGUCCAUCCAUGACGCCUGCGUGCUGCUGAACCUGGGCGACUCGGUCACCACCGACCACAUCUCGCCUGCAGGGAACAUCGCCAGGAACAGCUCUGCAGCGCGCUACCUCACCAGCAGAGGCUUGAGCCCUCGGGACUACAACUCCUACGGCUCGCGGCGAGGUAAUGACGCCGUCAUGGCCAGAGGGACGUUUGCCAACAUCCGCCUCUUUAACAAGUUCAUGAACAAGCAGGCGCCACAGACCAUUCACCUGCUGACCGGAGAGACGCUGGACGUGUUUGAAGCUGCAGAGCGAUACCAGCAGUCCGGCGUCCCUCUGCUGAUUCUAGCAGGGAAAGAGUACGGCUCCGGCAGCUCCAGAGACUGGGCCGCCAAGGGCCCCUUCCUUCUGGGCAUCAAGGCCGUGGUGGCGGAAAGCUACGAGCGGAUCCACCGCAGUAACCUGGUGGGGAUGGGCGUGAUCCCUCUGGAGUACCUGGCAGGAGACACGGCCGACAGCCUGGGACUCACGGGCCGGGAGCGCUACACCAUCAUCAUGCCGGAGCAGCUCACGCCCAGGAUGGUGGUGGACGUGAAGCUGGACACGGGGAAAACCUUCCCGGUGAGGAUGAGGUUCGACACUGACGUGGAGUUGGCGUAUUUCCUCCACGGGGGAAUCCUCAACUACAUGGUCCGCAAGAUGGCCGAAAACUAGCACCAGUCACGUUCUGCUCGUCCAACAUGUGAGGUCAGGGGUCAGAAGAAGAGCUUCCAUACAAAUAAUCCAAUCAGUGAGCUGAUGAAGCCAGAAAACACAACAUUCAUAUGCUGCUACUUCUUUAAGUUGUUUAGACCUUUAGAAAUAUAUGAGAAGUGUGUGUGUGUAAUAUAUAUAUAUAUCAAGAUAUACAAAUUAAUGACGUUGAUUUCGAAAGUUGAACAAUGUUUUGUAGCUGCUCUAAGUGGAUGAAGGUUCUGUCAGAGAGAAAAGAGACGAGUCUCAUCUUCAUCGGUUCUGAAAGCUCCUCUCGUGGUACUGACCCAUAACAUCUGGUCCAGUGCGGCGGCACUAACAGGUGAAGAAUGGACAGCCAAUACAUCAGAAGGUGAUCAAUAAUCUCCCCACAGGAAGUGUCCCCAUUGUUUUGGUACGAAGGUUCUCCGUGAGUUGACUGUGCUGUUGCCAUAGCUACGGAGUGUCACUGGGAGAACGCAAGAGAGACGAUAACUCGGUUUAACGUCUUCUACGUGUCCCGUUAAGGCUCCCGCCAUUACGCCACUGACCAGCAAGUGUCACUAAUGAGCUACGAGGAGAGAAGAAGCUCUGCCACCUUUCUUGUGCCACAUUAAAUGUACCUAGAUGUAAUAUCUAGUGGCUACGUUACUUUAUUACAUCUUUAUAGCUCACAUGCAGAGCAACAUGUUUAAAUGGGGAUCUUUGAUUGGAGCACGAGCUACAUGAGAAGUCCUUAACCUCCCAACUUUCCCUUCAUCUUGUUCGUGUGCAACAGAAUUAUGCUGCCAAAUGUCUUCACAGUUAAAGGGGACAUAUUAUGAAAAUUCCACUUUUUUAGUGCUUCUAUACGUUAAUUUGGGUAUCUGGCAUGUCUCCCAACAUAAAAACGCUGGGGAAAAAACCCUCACGCGGUUUGUUGUGGUUCCUCUAUAUCAGAAACGAUCUGCUUGAGUGCGUCCAAAGGGAUCACCACCAACGUCUACGUAGAUUUUGAAGCACGCCCAUGUAGGGAGUCUGGCUACAUGGCCUUGGACCGCCCCCCACCACAACUUUGCAGGUAAAGUUUAUUUGAAAGUUGUGUUCAUAUUACAGACAUGAGUCAUCAAAUACAACGAUUUAAUAAGUAAACAACGCUAAUUAAUGGAGGUAAAACCGUUA
Messenger RNA from Pseudoliparis swirei, 3946 nucleotides. RefSeq names its product aconitase 1, soluble (gene aco1). The record is from RefSeq and is a predicted model, not a curated record. Gene Ontology annotation, biological process: citrate metabolic process; tricarboxylic acid cycle. Bases 83 to 2767 code for a protein of 894 amino acids. Gene Ontology annotation, molecular function: 4 iron, 4 sulfur cluster binding; iron-responsive element binding; 3 iron, 4 sulfur cluster binding. NCBI's taxonomy places the organism in Eukaryota, Metazoa, Chordata, Actinopteri, Perciformes, Liparidae. Gene Ontology annotation, cellular component: cytosol; mitochondrion. The transcript is spliced from 21 exons.